UAAGUCAAACAUGCUUGUUCAUGGCAAUAAAGGAUCCACUGCACAGAUGUUGAUCCAUGGAGACACAUACUGGUGUCAGCUGUGACUGGUUGUUGAGGUUGAUGAUAUUUUUUGCAUACAAGUUGUAUUAGAAAUGCAAGGGCAUGUUCCUUUGCUCUUCCUGUUCCCAGCUCAGUUUUUGAUGUAAACUGACUUUUCACUUCUGUUGAUUUUGAUCAAGUUCAAGGCCAUCAUGAACUACAUGAGACAUUUGUUGAUCACACGUGUAACAGUGGACAACAGCCAAAUGUGCCAAAUUUUAUCAAUAAAAGUACAACUGUAAUCUCAUGAUGACACGCUCUCAGACAUUUCUUAAUCCAGUGUUUGACACUUUUUUCGAGGCACAUAGAGAGCACUGACACCCCCCCCCACCCCAGGCUACCCCCGAAACACAGACCCACUGUGCAGCCCCCCACCUCUGGAAGCAGGAUUUCAAUUACAUGGCUGAGUGGUGCCUUUCUAGCCCAACAAAAAGCAGAUCCGGCUGGUUGGGAUGGAAACAGAGUCAGGGGGUGAGACAGAGGGGACAAGAGACACACCCACACACUCACAAAGCCAAACAUUACUAUGUGAAUAUUCACACAAACACACAGAGAUGGUAAGGAGGUUUGUGCUUCACCCCUCCGGAUCAUGAUGACUCAUGGAUGUUUGCCUGGUCUCGGCCUUCUCACACUUAGAUUAUCAGAGUAAUCCUCCAGAGUCAGGAGGAGGUUGACCACAGAUGUUUUACACCAUGUCAGCGGUGACCAAUCAGCCUCUUCCCUUUGGUGGACUGGAGCGAGAGAAACACAUCCAGAUGAUCUUCAGAGCUUUCCAGAACCGCUGUGGGCCCUCAUGUGAGUGCCACACUCACUCAUCUGGACCCAAACGCCACCAAAUGCCUCCAGACUGGGAAUCGGGUGAGCAGCUGUCAGGUCUGGCUCCUGGGAGGAAGAUGGAGAACUGCUACACGCAGCCACCAGGGAAAGUGGGCAGACCAGGGGUGGAGGAGCAGCGGCCUGGAGGUGCAGCAGGAUCACACUUUAUGUCUGUGCUGGAAACAGUCAGUCAGAUACAUAUCACUGCAAGACCAGAGCUGCAAGGUCCACAGUGUGUUCCCAGGAGGAUUUACAGCAUCACCACAGGAGGCAGCAGGUCCCAGUUAUUUGUGGCUAUGGAAGAGAGUUCUUGUGUGUGCCUCCAGUGUUGCGGUCCAGCUCGGGCCUGUUCUUUGCAGGGCUUCGACUGUCAGGGCCGGCAGGUCUUUUAUUUUGAAAGGCCCCUUAGGGUGGACGCCUGCUGCCUCGGCUGCUGCCUGAUGGAGAUCAGGGCCUACACACCUCAUAAACAUCACGUUGGCACCGUAUGUCAGAGGUGGAGCAUGUUCACCCCUCUCCUGGAAGUGUGUGAUUCAGAAGGAGCAUCGACCUUCAGAAUCCAGGGCUCCUGCUGUCCAUACCGCUGCUUCUCCAACCAGCAGUUCCAGAUUGUCUCCAACAUUGGUGAGAAGAUUGGAACAAUAUGGAAGAAAUGGCCUGGCUUCAAUGACGAACAUAACAUGGACCAUGAAUACUUUGGGUUGGAGGUGCCGCUGAAUAUGGACUCACACAAUAAACUGCUGCUGCUGGCAGCCACUUUCUUGUUGAAUUACAUGUUCUUUGAAAUGAGCUGAUUAAUGAAAAGGAUCAAUCAAGACGUUGAAAGUGGGCUGUAACUAGUGAGGAACACCAGCCGAGUCGCUUUAGAGUACAAGAGACUGCCUCAUUUAAUUGCAUUUGAUAUAGAACAGUUGAAACAUCUGUUUCAACAUACAUUUAUUAAAGUAAAUGACACUGAACAAGCUUUAGCAGCAGCUGCAUAUUUGACAUUUAUUGCUAUAAUCCAUCAGGUGUACAUCCAGCAGUGUUUGACACACACCUGUACCCAUCAUCACACCACCUAUUACAGGCAGCAUUACAGUUUUUCAACAAACUAUAGGCGCUUUCUUGACGUGGUUCCAAAAAAUGCUCCCGAGGAAUUGAUAAAAACUGUAACAGACCCUGACCCUGGGCCCAGUUUCAUUUUUUUUUUUUUUACUACAAAAUGGAAAAGGGAGUGAAGGUCAGUGUUUCAGGACACCUAUACACCUUUGAGGACAUUAAAGCAGAGCCCAUCGCUUGGAUUCUUUCAAGGUGGGAUAAAGACAAAA
This is a messenger RNA of Sander lucioperca (pikeperch), 2206 nucleotides long. RefSeq names its product phospholipid scramblase 2. The coding region runs from base 761 to 1690 and encodes 309 amino acids. Gene Ontology annotation, cellular component: plasma membrane. Gene Ontology annotation, biological process: plasma membrane phospholipid scrambling. The record is from RefSeq and is a predicted model, not a curated record. Gene Ontology annotation, molecular function: phospholipid scramblase activity. Lineage: Eukaryota; Metazoa; Chordata; Actinopteri; Perciformes; Percidae. The transcript is spliced from 8 exons.